UCAGUUUUAAUUUUUUUAAUUAAAAAAAUAAUGGUCCAAUCUGAAAGUGUCAAAAAGAAAGAAGAUGUUGUUUUUGGCAAGGGAGAUUUUGUUCUUUACAAAAAUAAUUCUAGCGAGAAAAGACAAGGACAUCAGGGAAAAACAUUUAUGAGAAAGAAAGUGGCUGAAGCAAAAGGUCAAGAGCCUGCUACAAUUUGUAUUGGCAAUAAUAAUAACAACAACAGUCAAAGAAAGCGUGUCGGAUCACAAUUGAGCACAACUAGUGGCAUUGAUGGAGGAACUGAUCAUGGAUUCCUUUCAUGGAGUUCUUUUAGAAAAAAACCAAAUGGAAAUGCUGAUUUUGAAAGUGGCGACUUCCCUCUAUACGAUAAUGAACCUGUCCACAAUUUUUUGGCACCAUAUAUCAGUGGCUACACAACACCUGGGCCGAGGGAGAGGGAAGCAAGCAAACAGAAAAAGGUGAAAACAUUUCAAAUUUUAAUUAGUAAAAUGUUAGGAAUACUCGAAUUUUUGUCAAAAAUUCGAGUAUUUUGUUUGGAGUAG
This is a messenger RNA of Meloidogyne enterolobii, 543 nucleotides long. NCBI's taxonomy places the organism in Eukaryota, Metazoa, Nematoda, Chromadorea, Rhabditida, Meloidogynidae. The record is from the annotation of a GenBank genome assembly.